This is a messenger RNA of Scomber scombrus (Atlantic mackerel), 1880 nucleotides long. It is a transcript of the gene zbtb14, whose product is annotated as zinc finger and BTB domain containing 14. The transcript is spliced from 10 exons. Gene Ontology annotation, molecular function: DNA-binding transcription factor activity, RNA polymerase II-specific; protein binding; RNA polymerase II cis-regulatory region sequence-specific DNA binding. Bases 410 to 1717 code for a protein of 435 amino acids. Gene Ontology annotation, cellular component: nucleus. Gene Ontology annotation, biological process: regulation of transcription by RNA polymerase II. NCBI's taxonomy places the organism in Eukaryota, Metazoa, Chordata, Actinopteri, Scombriformes, Scombridae. The record is from RefSeq and is a predicted model, not a curated record.
CAGCAACCAGCUGAUCAUUAUCAAUGAAUCUGUCACGUGACGACAGAUGAGCUUCAUUGAUCCUCAACAACCAAUCAGCAGCUGCUGGGUCACUUCCUGUCGAUCAGCUGAUUAUCAAUAUUUAUAAAUCUGAAGGAAUGACAUCACGGUGGUGUCACACAUCAUCAGGGCACGCGCCACAGUCCUGUCUACGUCACUGUGUUGUUGGCCCACGUGACUGGCUCGUGCCUUCGCUCUAAGGCCCGAGCACAGGAAGAAGGCGCAUGCGCGAGAGGCAGUGAUCCGUUUGGCCCGCGCCCGCGUGCCCUGCAGUGUCCGCGCGCCCCGUGCUCGUCCUCAGCAACAACAACAACAACCGGACCCGGUUACCGGCCCCGGUGCGCUGCCCCCCUCCCGGAACACCGUGAAGAUGGCGGAGACGGUGAAGUAUGUGGACGACGAACAUAAGAGCAUCUUCCUGAAGCUGCUGAACGAGCAGCGUCUGGAAGGAGAACACUGUGACAUCGCUGUGGUGGUCGAAGACGUCAAGUUCCGCGCUCACCGCUGUGUGCUGGCGGCCUGCUCCAACUACUUCAAGAAACUCUUCAAGAAGCACGAGGUGGAUAACUCUUCUGUGAUUGAGAUCGACUUCAUCCGUUCAGACAUCUUUGAGGAAGUGUUGAACUACAUGUACACCGCCAAGAUCUCCGUCAAGAAGAGAGACGUCAACCUGAUGAUGUCAUCAGGACAGAUCCUGGGGAUCCGCUUCCUGGACAAACUCUGCUCACAGAAACGAGACGUGUCAUCAGAGGACAAAGAGAAGUUCCCUUACGACAUCGUAAAGAUGGCGCUGCCGCCUGAAGCCCAGCUAGCUGCCGACGCCGAGGUGCUCGGUGAGCACGAUGACGCGCCCGCCACAGACGACCUCGUCGAGGCCUCGACCAAUCAGGAGUUAGAUAAGUCUCCCAGUGCGGCGCUGCGAGUCCAGGAAGCAAUCCUGAAAGAACUGACCAAUGAGGACAUCCAUAAGGUGACGUGCUACGACCAGGAUGUGGUGACAGAGAUGGAGGCGGAGCCUAAAGAGCUGGGGGCGGAGCACCACGGCACCCAGACGCUGACGUUUGCAGACAGUAUGGGAGAGGUGAAGGACGAGCAGCCGCCCACCUGGUCCACCGCAACCACAGACAUGAAGUUUGAGUAUCUGCUGUACGGACACCGAGAGCAGCUCGCCUGCCAGGUGUGUGGCAAGACCUUCCUGGACGAGACCAGACUCAGGAAACAUGAGAAGCUUCAUUCAGCAGAACGUCCGUUCGCCUGUGAGAUCUGCACCAAAGCUUUCACCACCCAUGCUCACCUGAAAGAACACCUGAAGAUUCACACGGGUUUCAAACCAUACAGGUGUGACGUUUGUGGGAAAUCGUUUAUUCGAGCUCCAGACCUGAAAAAACAUGAACGAGUUCACAGCAACGAGAGACCGUUCGCCUGCCAGAUGUGUGAAAAGGCAUUUAAACAUAAGUCUCACCUGAAGGAUCAUGAGAGGAGACACAGAGGAGAGAAACCGUUCGUCUGUCCGUCCUGCACCAAGGCCUUCGCCAAGGCGUCUGAUUUGAAGCGUCAUGAGAACAACAUGCACAGUGAGAGGAAGCAGCUGAACCCGUUACAGAGCGACACCGAGACCCUGCAGGCCGCUGCCAUGGCUGCUGAGGAGCAACAUCUGGACAACAUCAACUGUUCCUAACAUCUGGACUCAGCUGCUCCUUACAUCUGGAAUCAGCUGCUCCUAACAUCUGGACUCAGCUGUUCCUAACAUCUGGACUCAGCUGCUCCUAACAUCUGGACUCAGCUGUUCCUAACAUCUGGAAUCAGCUGCUCCUAACAUCUGGAAUCAGCUGCUCCUAACA